Portunus trituberculatus (swimming crab) is the source of this 10197-nucleotide messenger RNA. RefSeq lists its product as uncharacterized. The transcript is spliced from 3 exons. Lineage: Eukaryota; Metazoa; Arthropoda; Malacostraca; Decapoda; Portunidae. The record is from RefSeq and is a predicted model, not a curated record. The coding region runs from base 250 to 4290 and encodes 1346 amino acids.
CGGGGGAAGGAGGCCGGGGGUGUCGGGGGUGACACGGAGCAGAUAGUAAAUCACUCGUCAUGGUCAACAGCUGUAGUGGUGGUGGCCGCCUUGACGACCACCGCCCUGGGUCACAAUGGAUGGCAUGAUGUAGAGCUUCAGUGUGUGGUGAUGUUGGGCGUGCGAGGCAGCACCGGAGUGGCACAGCGCAUGUUUGCUGUGAGCUGUGCUGCAACAAGACACUGAACCCCACCCCUCCCUUGGCCCAUCAUGUUCCAUCGCUUCCACGACCGAGCUGGGCAAGACCCUGAUAUGAUGCAGAGUGGCAGCCGCAGCAACACUCCAGCCAGUGCACUGGAUGGGAGAGCCAUGUUCCCUCACUCAUCAUCCGUCCCAGGCCAGCAGAUCCCUGUCUCAUACCCAAGCAUAUCCAGCCCCAACCCCAAUCUCAUAUCACAGAGUGCCCAACUCAUGGCCCUGGGACACAACAUGAUGUUUCCGGGGUCUAAGUUCAUGCCUCCAACCCCUCCUGAGGCCCACAGGUACCUUCCAGAGUCAUACAGGUUAGCUGCUGAAUCUCUUGACCAAACCAGGUAUGGACUGGAGACUCAAAGAAUGCCAGCAGAUCCCUACAGACAGACUGGUGAGUCCCAACGCCUUCCUGCUGACUUGCAGCGUAUCAGAUCAGAGCUUCAGAGAACAGAGGAGCAAGCUUUGGACCCUUACCAUCGUCCUGCCAGUGACUCCUAUAGGAACCCAAUGGAUGUACAAAGAGCUCAGGAGCUGGCUUCCAGUGCACAGCGUUUGGUGUCUGACCUCCAGCGCCUACAGUCAGACCCUGAGCGGCUGGUGGCUGAGGCCCUUCGUCCCCAGGUUUCAGAGUCUGUGCGGAGCUCUGAGGUGGCUUACCGCUCCAUCAUGGCUGACUCUCUCAGACAACCUUCAGAGGCUUCCCAGCGCAGCAUGCAUGAGUCUGUACGCAGCCAUGCAGAUGCACAACGCAUGGUUCAAGAAAGCCUUAGAGAUUAUUUCAAUCCAUCUCAGAGAAUUAUGCAAGAAACCUUAAGAUCUCCAACAGAGCAAAGACUGAUGCCAGAAAAUUUACGUUACUCGGGAGAAAAUUUAAGAUCAGAUUCACUACGAUAUGGAACAGAUUUAAGCAGCCAACGCAUGAUGCCAGAAAAUUUACAUAUUGGAGUUGAAACCUCACAGCACCUUCAGCCUCGAGCUGACACCCCUCAUUUCCAAGUCGGUACAGAAAGUGCACAGCAUGGUCGUGUGAAAGCAGAGACACCCCAACACAUGCCAGGCAGGGCAGAGACUCCACAGCACUUAAGAAUGGGAGCUGAAACCCCUCAGCACUUACAGGGCAGAGCAGGGACUCCACAACACCUGAGGAUAGGAGCUGAAACAGCACAGCACUUGCAAGGAAGAUCAGAGACUCCACAACACUUAAGGAUGGGAACUGAAACUCCUCAGCACUUGCAGGGCAGGGCAGAAACCCCACAGCACUUAAGGAUGGGAGGCGAAACACCCCAGCACUUGCAAGGCAGAGCAGAGACCCCACAGCACUUAAGGAUGGGAGCUGAAACACCCCAGCACUUGCAGGGCAGGGCAGAGACCCCACAGCACUUAAGGAUGGGAGCUGAAACACCCCAGCACUUGCAGGGCAGGGCAGAAACCCCACAGCAUUUGAGGAUUGGAGCUCAAACUCCCCAACACUUGCAGGGCAGGGCAGAGACCCCACAGCACUUAAGGAUGGGAGCUGAAACUCCCCAGCACUUGCAGGGCAGGGCAGAGACCCCACAACACUUAAGGAUGGGAGCUGAAACUCCCCAGCACUUGCAGGGCAGGGCAGAGACCCCACAGCACUUAAGGAUGGGAGCUGAAACUCCCCAGCACUUGCAAGGCAGGGCAGAGACCCCACAGCAUCUGAGGAUUGGAGCUGAAACUCCCCAGCACUUGCAGGGCAGGGCAGAGACCCCACAGCAUAUGCAGAUGGGAUCAGACACUCCUCACCACCUCAGAAUGAGUGAGGAAGCACACCAUCUCAGAAUUAGGUCUGAAACACCACAACACAUGCAUAUCGAACCUGAGGCUUCCCAUCACCUAAGAAUAAGUAAUGAAGCUCAUCAGCACAUAAGAAUGAGUGCAGAAGUACCUCAGCAUCUUAGACUUGUAGCAGAAACACCUCAGCACAUAAGAAUGGGCUCAGAAGCACCUCAGCAUCUGAGAGUUGGGACAGAAACUCCACAACAUGUCAGAGUUGGAGCUGAAACACCUCAACAUCUCAGAAUGGGAGCUGAGACUCCUCAGCAUCUACAAAUGAGUGUGGAAACACCUCAACACCUCAGAGAUGAUAGUGAAACACAUCAACACCUCAGAGUUGGAGGAGAAACACCUUUACACCUAAGAGCUGAACUGGAAUCUCAGCACCUACACCUCAGGCAUGGAGAAAAUUCUCAGCACCAUCGCCUCAACUCGGAGGGCAGCCAGCACCACCUUGGGAUGGAGGGUAGCCAGCACAUGCGCAUGGGACCCGACACACCGCAUCACCUCCGCCUGUCUGCAGACACACCCCAGGGCCACCCAUUGAUGCCAGAGAAUCUCAGGGUGACAAGUGAAGCUUCACACAUGGUUCCUGAGAACUUAUGUGUAACAGAAGCUUCUCAUCCCAUGCCUCAAAAUCUCCGUAUUACCCAUAACAGCGGUGGCAAUAGCAACAACAGUGGCAGCAGCAGUAGUGGUAGUAACAACACAAGGAUAAACACUUUGCAACUUUCAGACUCCUCCAUGCGUUCCCACUAUGACUCCUUGAGUCACCGCAUGAUGCCUGAGUCAUCUCACCCAUUAAGGGAGCCCAUGAGGGUAGAAUCUCCUCGUUAUGGUGACUCGCUGUACAGAGCUGACCUGGCUCACAACAGUGUGGGUCCACCCACUCCUUCAGCCUCUUCUAUGUUCUCUGUGCCUGAUGGCAGUAACAACCCAACACCACAGCACCAAUUGUAUUCCAGCUCCUUAAGUGCUGUGUUCAACCAGUACAUAAGUGAAAAUCAAGACAGGGAUCAUAGGGAAUCACAGGGAAUGGAGGCCCUUGAUAUGAAGCCAUAUGAUGUCAAGACCUUCAGUCAGGACUACUCGUCUUCCAUGACAGGCCAUGAGUCAUAUAUGCAAGUUGCACCUAAGCCUCCUAAACCCAAGAAGCCAAAGGAUCCCAAACCACCCCGCACACCAGUCAUUCACAAAUGUAACGACUGUGAGAAAGUAUUCAAGAACAGCACACAGCUCAAGAAUCACAUGUGGCGUCACACAGGGGAGAAGCCCUUUUCCUGUGAGGUGUGUGGAUCAAAGUUUACUCAGCAGGGAAACCUAAGAGCUCACAAAAGGAUUCACACUGGAGAACGACCUUAUCAGUGUCCACAGUGCAAGGCUUGCUUCACACAGCUCUCCACACUCAAGACCCAUCAAAAAAUUCAUUCUGAUGAGCGACCUUACAAGUGUGACCAAUGUGAUGCUGCAUUCAGGCAGAUAGCCAACUUGAAGACCCAUGCUGUCACCCACACAGGGGAGCGACCUCACAAGUGUGAUCAGUGCGACAAGGCGUUCACACAAAAAUCAAACCUCAAAGCUCACAAAAAUCGAGUGCAUUCACUGGAUGGGGGAACCACUAUCAGAAGAGGGAGAAAAAAAAACCCCACCGCCAUUAAGCCAUACAACUGCAUGGAGUGUGGUGCCAAAUUUACAAUGAUGAGCAAUCUCCGAAUCCACAUGAAGCUUCACCUGGGGGAGCGUCCCUUUGAAUGUGAAUACUGCGGUGCUGGCUUUGCCCAGAGGUCUAACCUUAAGACCCACGUACAGAGGAUGCACACAAAGCUUCCAGGGCACGGGCGGCGCAGGAUCAAAUGUGAUGAGUGUCCAGCUAUGUUUAGACUCAGACGCUGCUUAAAAACUCACAAAAAGAAAAGACACCCAAUCAAGAGCCUCAAAAUCAAGAUCCUACGAGAAUCAAAACUUUAUAUGAAACCUGAUGGAGCAGAAGGAAAGAGAGGAGGGCUGGGGCAUGAUGAUGAAGGAGAGAAUGAUAUUGAGGAAGGGGAGGAUGGAACAGUUGGGCCAAGUUUAGAACCUAUUGUCCAGCUGUGUGAACCAAAGGAAGAGCCGUACUCACCAAGCUACCACAGUGCUGAGUCCCCUUACAGCACAAGUGAGUGGUCAAGAGAGGAGGAGGAGGAAGCCAGAGAGGUGCAAAGGGGCAGAAGAGAAUCAAAAGAUCUUCCACAAGAGUCUUCAGAAGCAGGUUUAAGUAAAUGAGAAGUACUAUAUGCUGGAAGCUAACUUGAGUGUCUCAUGCAAAAGCUUGCUGAAAAAGAAAAUACAAGAAGAAAUCAUUUAGAGGCACCCAAGUCAGUAUUCUUUUGGUUUCCUCCACUUGUUCUUUAUCCCCAAACAAAGUUUUUCAUAUUUUUGAAGUUUUGAUAGAGCGUGUAUAACUAUUGCCAGAUUUUAAUGCCUGAUGGCUUUUGUGGGUGUGAGGUCAAAGGUUUGUCAUGCAUUCAUCAAGCUCCCAACUGAAUGCCUCCAGUCUCCUUUUUGCCCUGCUUUCCCUCUGUGUGGACUGCACUGGUGGAAGUUGCCUUGCUUAACUAUGAAUAUUGUACUUACACAUUGUCAUGGGAAGAAGCAUAUCAACAGUAAGGUCAGCAUUAACACUUCUGCAGAUCCACAUCAGAGGGAUGUUCACUCAGAAAAUUACUCAGACUUUCCAAAGUUAUAUUUAUAUAAUACUGUUAUGUGCAGUUCCUUAUGGGUGCAAAUGAUCAAUCAAAAUCAUCAUGAGUCUGCAUAAACUGACUGCUUAUAUUCAAAAGUAGAUUUAUAAAUUUCAGUGUAACCCAUCUGGGAAUUUGUUAAUUUGGAGAAAUAGGGGCAUUGGCUUUCAAGGAUAGCAGUUAUUAAGAAUUUGCCAGUGUUCUUGCCAACUGUCUUCACACAAAUUACAAGCCUUACUUGGAAACUACCUUUUUCUGAAAGUUUUCUAGUUUUCUACAGGAAACUUUUGACAUUUUAACCAAACAACCAAGAGAAGCUCAUGAAUAGUUUGUUGUGAAUGAAGACAGAAUUCAGCGUUAGUGAACAGGAAUGCUUUCUUGGCUCCUGAAAACAGCUUUAAUAGUCCCUGCAGGCAUGACCACAGACAUACUUGAGGUGCCACACAGAUCAGUGAUGUAGGCAACUAUUGUCAUCCAGAGUGUAAUCAGCAAGUGGGUUUCCUGGCACAUGUGUGUUACUGUGGUGUGUCUGCACUGGGAAUUUGAUCUGAUGGCUUUAGAUUGAAGGAUAAGAGUUGACAUGUUGGAUUGUGGUAACAUUGCUCAUUGCAUCCAAUCCUGAUUUGAUAAAACACAUUACUAGCUUCUUUACCCAAGUUCAUACUCUACAUAUCUAGUAGUAAUAGGAGGAGAUGUAUGGAAGUGGUACCACAAUCAACAUUUGGGUUAGUGACAAGGUCAGUACAACCUACAGGGGAGGCUCAGCUACCCACUCCAGCUCAGGGAAAGUUGAUCCUCAUCAACACUCCGUCUACAAGCUGAAAACACAGUAGUAACACAUAAUCAACAUAGAGAAGUAGAGACAGUGAAAGCACUGAUGUAUACAAUAUAAACAGAAAAUUCUUCAACUUUAAUUACUUUCAUAAUUUUUUUAAACCAGGGCUUAUAUUACUCUGACAUUAUUUAGUGUGUAAUAUAUUAACUGAUCAAUUGUUCAGCUCCAAUUUAAGUGAAUAACCCAAAUUUUUAAGAACCUUUACUUAGGUAUUAAUUUCCAUGUCAAUCAAAGGUAGUGUGUAGGACCCUAAAAGAAUAUUUUCAUUUAGCACUGCAAUUGUGGGAAUUGUGGUAGUUUUGUAGUUUCAAACUGUACUGUUUUGGACUUCUUCCUAGUACCUCAAGACACAAUAAACAUAUCCAAGGGUCGGAGAAUGCGGGGCCACCUCUCAGUGUGGCGCUAGCCAGUAGCGUUCAUCUUAGCUGGCUGAGGUGUGUCAUGCGAGGCAACUCCCUGUGACUGACCAUAAGAGUAGAAUGCAGUUUGUUGGUUUCACCUUCUAAGUGUCUUUCCUGUCUUAAACUAAGCAUUUUUUAUUCAUAAUACUGUAAGGUUUUGACUUCAACUGUGCAAAACUUUUAGAAACCCAACCCCUUUUAGUACCUGUAAGACUUUUUAAAAUCUAAAAUGAAGCUGCAUAUGCAAUGCCUCUUUAUUACUUUAUAUAAUUAAUAGGAUUGAUAGUGUGUAGGACUGAUAGUAUUCAUAUAUAUAUUGUUCGAUUCCCUAUAAUGGUGACCUCAGUGUAGAGGUGUUCUUGUUUGAGGAAUCUUGCAUGCUUGAGUUGAAUAUGAUGGAUUCCAGCAUCCCAAGAUCCCUGGAGCAUGUCAGCUGUGUGUGUGUGUGUGUGUGUGUGUGUGUGUGUGUGUGUGUGUGUGUGUGUGUGUGUGUGUGUGUGUGUGUGUGUGUGUGUGUGCAUUUGUACUUGUGUACGUAUACGUUUAUAUGUUUGCACGUGGGAGUGUGUGGUAUUACUCGCCAGUGUGUAGUUUGCCCCAAGAGACAUGUUGACUGGGGUUUGCUUUGCCAUACAUGACAGUUUUGUUUCCAUUACCCAAGUCACUGUCCUGGAUUGUGUUUCAGAGAUGCGUCAAGCAGCAAGGCAGAGCAUCGGGUCUCCUGGUGGCCAGUUGUUGAGAUCUUUUUUUCUUUUUUUCCAACUUUAGUGCUUGUAGUUAUGACACUUAGACACAUACCAAUCAGUGCCAUGGUAAAGGAAGCUUAAGCCUUGCUGCAUUAGAGUGUCUCUGAGACAUGAACCUUGAUGAUCUGAAACCAAGGAAAAAUGAGAUCUGUCUAGUAUUAUCGUGAUUUCUUCAAGAGGCUAUUGCUGCUCAGUAUCCUCUAAAGACUUCAUUGAAGUAUAUUAUAGCUUAUUGCUUAUCAAUCAUCCUUUAUAGAGGACCGAAAUAAGCAGUCUGGAUUUACGUAUACGGUGCACCAAGUCAGUUGCCAUAGUGACUGCUCCAUCCAUAACCCAGGGACAAGAACUAAACCUCUCUCUGCUAAAAUAAGUGUGCAUCAUGAGUCACGUUCAAGAAUGUCAGAAUGUCUAAAGCUGAGGUUGAUGUGAUUAUAUAUCCACUGUGUUUGUGAAGGGUUAUGGAGGAGCAGGGUGGUCAGUGUGGGAAGGUGAUGGGAUGCAGAGGUUGUCAGCAGUGUACUCGAGUUGAAGGGAUUUGGGGUGUUGUUUGUGUGUGAAUUUUUUUUUUUUUUUUUUUUUUUUUUUUUUCUUCCAUAUAUAAAUCCAAGGUUUCUUCCAUUCAUGAAUGUGUGGUCAAGAAUCAAGCUGACAUGCACAUGUUCAUGAACUGAAAUUAAACAUAACAUGCCUACACAUUAUGCAGACAUGUCCAUACAUGUAUACAUUUAUAUGCAAAUUCUCACCCACUCCUGCAGUCUGUUAUUGUAAGAGAUUUUACUGUACGGGUCUUUGCUUAGUUAGCCACCACAGGAGCAACAACCCUUGAACUUUGCAAUGCUGAGCUGUCCUUUGAUCUUAUGUACCCAUUGUGAGUCAUCAACUCGUAGAAUACCUUAGGGGAGUGUGUUCCCCCUGUGUGAGAUGUACCUUGUGCCAAAUGUGAUGUGUAGGCACAAACCCCAAUGUAUAUUAUUUCAGACUUACCAUUAUUGCUCUGUUGUUCAGGCCUCACACAUGGUUCAGGAGAAAAUUGUAAACACAACAGUACUGUCUCCAGGGAUGCAGAGAUGGCAAGCCUUCUUGGCAGCAGUUGCUGGUCCUGAUGGGAUGAGGUAGUGAUGCACUUCUUUAGGUUUCUGAACUUUUUUUUUUCAUUUAUUUAUUUUUUUUUUCUUAUACUCACCUGACUUCUUUUAUUAUUCUCCUUCUUACCCCUCUCUAGAAAUGCUCUCAGUAUUGAUGGCAAGUAUCAGUAGUAAUCUGAGUUUGACCCAUCGCUUGCUGCAGUAAGUGCUUGGGCAUUGUGAUAUUAGUUGUUAAUCAGGUUGGUGGAUAUUUUUGCUGAGUCAGGGCUGAGCCAAACUGCUGCUAGAAGAGUGUGCCAAUGCCCCUGUGGUGACUUCUUCCCUGAGUGUCAAAUUCACAGGUUGGUGGCAAGACAAGAGUAUGUUGCCCACAUGAGCCAGUAAGGUUGAGAUGAGUAGGUUGUGGCAUAUCAUCCCUCAGCCUUAUAGUGACACCAACUACACAAACCACCUGCCCUUCAGUGAACUUCAGCUUUUGAAUAUCUUCAUUGUGCAAGAUAGUAAAUGUAGAGGUGACAUAUAUUAUUUCAUACUUUCUUAACAAGAAAACACUUAAAAAAAGCCUCUAGAACCAAAUAUCUUGAACAUUGAGGAUAUGUGAAAGGUUUUGUACAUUUGGGCUUUCAUAAAUACUUUAGGCAUACUGCAGUUCUAGAAGAAAAAUUAUUCAUGUUCAGCCUCAUAUCCAGAGUAAAGGAAAGUGUCCUUUGCUGGUAGAAGUUAUAACAGCAAGUGCUCUUUGUGGGUGGUGGUGUGGGUUGGUGCAGCUGCCUUGGAGGGACUCUGGGCUCCUUUUGUCUUGCCAACCAGUCACUUUUCAGCCUAGUUUCUUCUUUCAUAACCUUCUUACGCUUGUGAUACAUUCAUUUAGCUGUGGUAGCAAGGACACCCUGAUCCUCCCAGCACCAUACACCUGCCGAGGCCAUGGUGGUGCCGUAGCCUCAGUCUAUGUGUGGCAUGGAGUCCAGCAGUGUCUGGUGCUGCGUUGGGGCGGCCAUCUGGCGCCACCCGCUGCCCAGCCUAUUAUCUUUCCAUGGUCAGUGUUUUCAUGAAGUCAAUCAGAGUUUAUAGUGUUAUUUCUAUGGAGAUUAUUAUUAUAUAUAUUAUAUUUGCUUUGCAUGUAGCUCUUUAUUUUCUGUAUAAAAGUUUAACACUUGAUAUAGGAAUAUAUUAUCUAUGCAGGUUUUAUUGCUUACCAAAGUUAAUUGGCAAUACUAAUACUUUAUCACAUGUACAAAUUAUUUUGUUCACUUUGACAUGUAUCUGUGUUUAUAUUUUGAGGGCGUUGCUGGUAACCCAAGCUUGUGUGUGUCUGGGGCAGGUCAUUGUGUCCUGCUGGACAGUCAUCAUAUCCAUGACAUUUUGUUCUCACCUCAUCACCAUCUGUUAGGGUUUGAUGAGGAGUUGUCCUUUCACCAGAUAGAAAAGAAGAGCAGUAGCAAGAAUUUUGAAUGAUUUUAGUGCAGUAUUACUACAUAUAUAUAUAUAUAUAUAUAUAUAUAUAUAUAUAUAUAUAUAUAUAUAUAUAUAUAUAUAUAUAUAUAUAUAUUCUAUUUAUUUAUUUUGUUUUAUUUAUUUAUUAUUUUUUUUCUAUUGGUUUGAAAAAUAUUGGAAUAUUAUCUUGUUGCAGUACCAAAGAGGAAGGAAACUUUGAGGUGUGGUGCCAUUGUGGUGGAGAGGAGAAGCAUGCCAGUAAUGUAAGGUUUACUGAGGUUGUGAUAGCUUGGGCAUGAGGCCUCACCUCUUCCACCACUGAUGGCCACCCUUGUUUCACAUUGUAUUAUGUACUAUUGUUUUGUUUUAAAAGUUUUAGAGAGGGAAAUUGAUGAACUAUAAUUACCUUUUUUUUAUUUAUUUUUUAACUGAAUCAAGAAUCUUAAAAUAGAAUAAAUCUUGUUAAAUUACAAUUGAGUGAAAGUGUAGGAGGGAAAGUGAUGGUGGGCAGGUAACCAGCAAAAUCCCCGGACACAAGAUGCCAUAAGUCUAACACUGUAACCUCUUGCUUUCUAUCUGCUGGGCAUUACAAAGUUUAUUGUCAUCAAUAUAAAGUUAUGAAAUUAUAUUCUCAGAGGUGUGUCAGAUUUCUGUUGCCUUUCCUAUAUUGAUAUUUUUAGCUUUAGUUCCCCAUAGCUCUAACUCCCAUAUACUCAUUAUAUUUACUAUCCAUAACAUUAUUAUAAUGGAAAUUCUAUUUUAUUUUAUAAUUUGACGCAAGCAGGUAAAAGGAGAUGAUACUGAUAUGCUUUCUAUAUAUGCAUGAAAUAUAUAAUUUAUCGGUAAUGACAAUGCUAUCGCUGAAAAAAAUAUGUAACUGUACUACUCGGUAACUCUUUUUGUAAUACAACUAAUGUACUUUGUCUAUCAAUAAAACAUUUAAUAACA